CUGGAGUUGUAGUUGUAGACUGAUUUGAUCACUGCAUCCAGGCAGUAAUGUCUGGCUAUUUGUGUUCAAGGCUUCUCCUUUACACUAGUGGAAAACAUCUGAUCAGUUUCAUUGCUCCCAGCCAGCAUGUUUUAUCUGAUAAACCAUGUAGAACCUGCUGCCCGCAUCCUUCUCAAGCCCGGAGCUUCUCUUCUCGUCAUGGUCGAUCGGAUGGAAGCUCAGGACAGGAAGGAGAAAACACACUGCAUGCUCCAAGACAUGAAGUAGACUUCCAGCUGAGCCGGCUGCAGAUCAACACAGUUCUGCGUGCUAAUGAGCAGGCCGUUCGUAUUCCAGAGUUUGAUGGCCGUAGUGGUCCCAGUCCAGUGCUGAGGUUUGAAAGUAACCAGCUUUCAGCCAAUACUCCACUAGAGGACCGACGCAGCAGUGCCAGCUGCCUCCAGACUCGUGGCUUGCUUUUUGGCGUGUUUGAUGGACACGGUGGACAUGCAUGCGCUCAAGCGGUCAGCGAGCGCCUGCCUUAUUACAUCGCUGUAUCGAUGAUGUCAGAGUCCGUCCUAGAGGAUCUAGAGGCUGCCAUGGAGACCUUACGACCCGUGCCGCCCAUUCUGCAGUGGUACAAGCACUGUAAUGACUACAACUACAGGGAAUCAGCAGCCCUUUAUGUUGAUCAUUUACGUGUUUACUGGCAGGAGCUUCUGUCAAGUGAAGAACAUGGAGAUGGCAUGCGUCCCGCAGAUGCUCUCAUCUAUGCGUUCCAACGACUGGACACCGAUCUUUCUCUUGAGGCACAGGUGCCGCUCGCAAAUGACCUGAUGCGGAACACAGCCAUCCAGGCCGCCUUCGCUGGAUGCACGGCUUGUGUGGCUCACGUUGGACCAGAAGGUGUGCAUGUUGCAAAUGCAGGAGACUGUCGGGCAGUUUUGGGCGUCCAGGAGCAUGAUGGGAGCUGGAGUGCUUUGCCACUCACACAAGACCACAAUGCUGCCAAUGUAGCCGAGGUGGAGCGUGUAUGGCAGCAGCAUCCGGCUAGUGAACGGCAUUCUGUCAUCAUAGAUGACAGGCUGCUCGGGGUCCUGAUGCCGUUACGUGCGUUUGGAGACGUUCGCUUCAAGUGGAGUCGUGAGCUGCAGCAGAGUGUUCUGGAGAAUGGAGACUCUGAAUCAGAAGCACUGAAUCUUUAUCAAUACACUCCACCUAAUUAUCUCACUCCACCUUAUUUAGAGGCGACGCCAGAAGUCACCUACCACCGGCUUCGACCGCAGGACCGUUUUUUGAUUAUGGCCUCUGAUGGGCUCUGGGACGAGAUGACCAGUGAUGAGGCGGUCAGGCUUGUGGCAGAACAUCUGACUGGUAUUCAUCUGCAAGUUCCGGUUUCGGCCAGCCAGCUCAACUUGGGACAAAUGCACCAGCUGCUGCUGCAGCGACGGGCCAGAGCAACACCCGCUUUGGAUUUGAACGGAGCCACACAUUUGAUUCGCCAUGCACUGGGCACAAAUGAGUAUGCAGAGAUGGACCAGGAGAGACUGGCAACCAUGCUGGCUCUGCCUAGCGAUUUAGCACGCAUGUACCGAGAUGACAUCACUGUCACCGUGAUUUAUUUUAACCCUAAUUUUAGCAAAACCGCAAACUAAUAAGUUCCUUACUGUCUUUUAUAUUGUUGCGUAUACUUAAAAUGUCUACAGGUGACAUUAAUUUGAGUUUGCAACAGAUGCUUGCAUUUUGUUUAGGAAAAUGUGAAUGCAGACAAUGGUUUGAGUUUAGUGACUCACUUAACACUUUAUGGGUUACAAAUGUGAAGGUAAAGUCUUAAUCUGUUUAUGUAGUUCUUUCAACAGAUAGAACUAACAUGCAAAUCAAAAAGUGUCUCUAACUAAGGCCAGUUAUUUUUCAGCCUCUUGCAAAUGUUUUAAUUAUCUGCUUUUCCUUAUACCUCACACCUUUUAUGUCUCUGAUGAGUAUAGAUCUGUUCUUGACUGUUUUGCUGAAAUAGUUAAUGUCUAUGUGUCUUUAAUCAUAGUUAUAUUGGGUUUGUCUAGAUCUGUUCAAAGAAGUUGUCAUUUAAAGUGUAUUUUUUACAACACUAGGAUUAGGAUGAUAAAAAUUAUUCUAAUUUAUUCUAUAGAUGUUCCAUAAGACAUUAAUUUUGCUUGCAUAUUAAGGACACUUACUACUUUCUACUGUAUGUUGUUUUUUCUCUGCUUGUGCUUUGAAAACAUUUUCACUUUGCACCUUGUAGUGACUGCAGGUUGUGUCAAAGUGCUACAAUGAGUCACAACUUAAUUCUUGUCAAUGGUUAGACUGAUAAUAUUUGCAGUGCACAGUAUGAAGGUCAUAGGGGCCAAUUUUAUGGAAGGUUGUAUUAUACAUUA
Molecule: messenger RNA, 2372 nt
Organism: Carassius carassius (crucian carp)
Lineage: Eukaryota; Metazoa; Chordata; Actinopteri; Cypriniformes; Cyprinidae
Product: pyruvate dehydrogenase [acetyl-transferring]-phosphatase 2, mitochondrial-like
Exons: 1
Coding region: 48-1634 (528 amino acids)
Biological process (GO): protein dephosphorylation
Molecular function (GO): cation binding; protein serine/threonine phosphatase activity
Source: RefSeq, a predicted model, not a curated record